Charadrius vociferus (killdeer) is the source of this 3435-nucleotide messenger RNA. RefSeq names its product folliculin interacting protein 1 (gene FNIP1). The record is from RefSeq and is a predicted model, not a curated record. NCBI's taxonomy places the organism in Eukaryota, Metazoa, Chordata, Aves, Charadriiformes, Charadriidae. Bases 1 to 3435 code for a protein of 1144 amino acids. Gene Ontology annotation, cellular component: cytoplasm. Gene Ontology annotation, molecular function: protein-folding chaperone binding; ATPase inhibitor activity. The transcript has 18 exons.
AUGCUUCCCAGCUGGCCUUUGCCGGAGUUUGACCCAAGUCAGAUCCGACUGAUUGUGUAUCAGGACUGCGAAAGAAGAGGACGGAAUGUCUUAUUUGACUCUAGCGCUAAAAGAAAAAUAGAGGAUGUUUCAGUGUCGAAACUCUGCAGCGAUGCUCAGGUGAGAGUUUUUGGGAAAUGUUGCCAACUGAAGCCUGGAGGAGACAGCUCUUCUUCCUUGGAUAGUUCAAUCAACUCAUCAUCUUCUUUCUCUGAUCCAAAAGAACAAUGCCCAAAAUACCAGGGUUCUCGGUGCUCCUCAGAUGCUAACAUGCUUGGAGAGAUGAUGUUUGGCUCUGUGGCCAUGAGCUACAAGGGCUCCACAUUGAAAAUUCAUCAGAUCCGCUCACCUCCUCAGCUCAUGCUCAGCAAAGUCUUCACAGCUCGCACUGGAAGCAGCAUCUACGGAAGUCUCAAUACGUUGCAGGACAGUCUUGAGUUCAUUAAUCAAGACAGCAAUACAUUAAAGCCUGACCACAGUACAAUUAUGAAUGGACUUCUUGGGAAUAUAGGUCUUUCACAGCUUUGCAGCCCUAGGCGGGCAUUCUCAGAGCAAGGUCCGCUCCGCCUGAUCCGGAGCGCCUCUUUCUUUGCAGUUCAUAGCAACCCUAUGGAUAUGCCUGGGAGGGAGCAGAAUGAGGACAGAGACAGCGGUAUAGCAAGAUCCGCAUCUCUUAGCAGUCUGCUCAUCACUCCGUUUCCAUCUCCGGGCUCUUCGUUUAACAAAAGCUGUGCUAGCAGUUACCAGCGGCGUUGGCGUCGCAGUCAGACUACCAGCUUGGAGAAUGGGGUCUUCCCUCGAUGGUCCAUGGAUGAAAGCUUUAACUUGUCAGAUGACAGCUCUGGUCCCAGCCCAGGAAUUGUUAGGAAGAAAAAGAUAGCAAUUGGAGUUAUUUUUUCUCUCUCAAGAGAUGAAGAUGAAAACAACAAAUUUAAUGAGUUCUUCUUCUCGCACUUUCCUCUCUUUGAGAGUCACAUGAACAAACUGAAGAGUGCAAUAGAACAGGCUAUGAAAAUGAGUCGUAGAUCAGCUGAUGCCAGUCAGCGGAGUUUGGCAUAUAACAGAAUUGUUGAUGCCCUUAAUGAAUUCAGAACAACUAUUUGCAAUCUCUACACGAUGCCACGGAUUGGGGAGCCUGUCUGGCUUACUAUGAUGUCGGGGACACCAGAAAAGAACCAGCUUUGCCAUCGCUUCAUGAAGGAAUUCACUUUCUUGAUGGAGAAUGCUUCUAAAAACCAGUUUUUACCAGCUUUACUGACUGCAGUCCUGACUAACCACUUGGCCUGGGUCCCUACCGUCAUGCCGAAUGGCCAGCCGCCUAUAAGGAUCUUCCUGGAAAAGCAUUCCUCCCAGAGCGUGGACAUGCUGGCCAAAACCCAUCCAUACAACCCACUGUGGGCACAGCUCGGUGACCUGUAUGGGGCUAUUGGAUCACCUGUGAGAUUAGCGAAAACAGUUGUGGUUGGCAAAAGGCAUGACCUGGUACAGAGAUUGCUUUAUUUCCUUACUUACUUCAUCAGAUGCUCUGAACUUCAAGAGACACAUCUUCUAGAAAAUGGGGAAGAUGAAGCCAUUGUCAUGCCUGGAACUGUUAUAACUACCACACUGGAGAAAGGAGAAGUAGAAGAAUCCGAGUAUGUGCUUGUCACGAUGCACAAGAACAGGGGCAACUUGCUACCAAUGGAGUCUGAAGAAAUGAGAACUUCUAACUGUAGCUGUAGAUAUUGCAAAUGCCCUAUUUCACUUGCACAAAACAUAGAAGGUGUUUCACAGCAAGAGAGAGAAGACGCUCAAAACACUCCGAAGGUAGAGCUGGAAUCUUCUUCAGAUGAGAACAGAACUAUUGUUCCUGACGAUUGCCAGGAGGAUGCUGUUGAUGUUAAGCAACCGAGACCCUGCCUGGACACAAAACUAGAGACUGUGGUGUGCACAGGUUCAGCUUCACCAGAAAAACGUGUGGUGACGGAAUCUGGUUUGGAGCCAACGGCAAACGUGUGGAGGAACGAAGACUCGCUGGAAUCGGGCAACCAGGCGGUCAGUGUAAUGAGGUCACCCGGUAUUGCUGUGGAAAAGAAGCCGCCGGAUAAGCUCUUCUGCGAUGCGUUUCCUUGCAGCGCUGCCGAAGCUCAGACAAAGGUGACUUUCCUCAUCGGAGAUUCCAUGUCACCCGAUUCAGACAUCGAACUCAGAAGUCAGGCAGUAGUGGAACAAAUUGCUAGGCAUCACAGCCCGCCAGCAACGGAGGAAGGAGUGUCUGCUGAUCAGAACUGUGAAGCUAAACAAACUGUUGAGGACCAAAAUAGAGACUGUGGGACAGCUGAACCCUUUCCUCAAGUUGCUAGUGAGCAUCAGAGCUGGAAUCCAAAUCCAUACAACGCUGAAAGCAUGAGUCUGUUUGAUGAAUAUUUUACUGAUGACAGUUCAAUUGAAACCCGGACUAUUGAUGAUAUUCCAGGGCAAGCAGCUACGGAUCUUCUUGCUCACAACAGUAGUUUAGAGUUUUCUAAAAAGCUGUGUACAAAGACUAGCAAACCACCUAGCGAAUUUUGUAAAUUCAUGGACUCUGUUCUACAAGAGACCUACAAAAACUGCUUUAAUGAGCAGGACCAAAGAGAGAGCAUCUCUAUUCGCGUCCCCCAUGGGGACAAAGAAAAUGUAGAGAAAAAAGUCGCCCCGGGAAUUGAUUGGGACAUUCCAAGAAAUGAGAGUUCAGAUAGUGCCCUGGGUGACAGCGAAAGUGAGGAUACAGGUCAUGAUCUAACUAGACCAAGCGGUAACUAUUAUGGAGGAGAGCAAGAAGAUUGGGCAGAAGAAUACGAGAUUCCUUUCCCUGGGUCAAAAUUGGUUGAAGUGAACUCUGUCCAGCCCAGUAUUGCCAAUUUUGGAAGAUCCUUGCUAGGGGGCUACUGUUCAUCUUACGUCCCUGACUUUGUUUUGCAAGGAAUAGGAAGUGAUGAAAAGCUGAGGCACUGUUUGGUGUCAGAUUUGUCUCAUGCUGUGCAGCAUCCCGUUUUGGACGAACCGAUCGCAGAAGCUGUCUGCAUUAUUGCAGACACGGACAAAUGGACGGUGCAAGUGGCCAGUAGCCAGAGACGAAUGAUUGAUAAUAAGCUCGGAAAGGAAGUGUUAGUCUCAAGUCUUGUCUCCAACCUGCUUCAUUCCACUCUUCAGCUUUACAAGCAUAAUUUAUCUCCAAACUUUUGUGUUAUGCACCUGGAAGAUCGGCUGCAGGAGCUCUAUUUCAAAAGCAAGAUGCUGUCCGAGUAUCUGAAGGGCCAGAUGAGAGUUCACGUCAAGGAGCUGGGCGUGGUGCUGGGGAUCGAAUCCAGCGACCUCCCUUUACUGGCAGCUGUAGCAAGCACUCACUCUCCCUAUGUUGCCCAGAUACUACUUUAA